CAGCAUGUGAAAGGAUUGGGCAACUGGAGCGGCUACGCCAGAAAGGAACUAAAGCUAAACAGCGCAGGCAAUAAUAUUGUGGCAUGGUACGGCUCAUUUUGCGGAAAUGAUCUACCUGAAGUGGCGAACGGGACGGAGUAUCUAAACUAAUGGAGAACUUCAUGGAGAAUCCAAGUUUCGUGUUUAAAGUUGAUGAAGAGGAUUCCGCAUCAACAAAUUAAACUCUGGAUCCGUCCAAGGUUUUCGGGAAGGACACAGACUAAGGGUUAGGGUUCUAAGGGGGGGGCGCGAGCAGGUCCAGUUUUCCCACGAUGUCCCUGCACCGCUCCAUGGGGGACCUGGUUCCCCAGGACAUCGCGGAGAUCCUGGCUCGGGAGAGGCACGGCGUGAAGGGCCGGAAGCACCGGGGCGGGUCGCUGGGCCGCGCCUUCCGCUGGCUCAAAGCGCGCCGGAAGAAGAAGAGGGCGGCGGGCGGGAGCACCAACGGAAUGGCGGGACUGUCGGCGGACGGCCGGGCAGGGAAACACAGCCACCAGCACGGACACGACAUCGCCAAAGGUCUUCUUAAGCAGGAGGAGGAGAGCAGGCCCUGUCUCUCUCCACUGUACCCAGAGAAUGUUUUCAUCGACGGCAACCGGCCUCAGUUCCUGCAGGACCUGCACACCGAGGCCCAAGAGGGGCUGAAAAUCCAGCAGCAGGAGGAGAAUGGAAUGGACUACCAGGAUGACGAGAGUGUGGUUUCCACAGUGACCCUGCAGACGGGGGAUGAUGGCAGCCUGGCGGACAGCAUGAGGACACUGGGGUCCGGAGACACCGCCACCGACGCCAUGUCAACCGUUUCCGGGGUGUCGGCCGUUUCCAUGGUUUCGGGCGUCUCCGCGGUUUCCGAUGCUUCCACUGUGUCCACACGAUCCUCGCGGUCCGGGCUGACCCGACAAGGCUCAACCUUCAAACCGAUCAGCGGCAGUAAGAGGCCAGAGAGGACCAGGAGGCGCAGCAAGAGGGCCACGGUGGCGGGGAUCCCCCAGCACGUCAAGAGGGAGCUGGGGCUGGACAGAGGGCCGUGGCAGACGCAGGUGUCGCCCACGGAGGGGCCCCUGCCCAACGGCGAGGGCGUGGUGAUGCUGGUGGAGGAGGAGGAGGUGGACGCUGGGGGCACUCCGGAGAGCGUGCGGGAGCACCUGGAGCUGCUGGAGGUCCUGGAGGCGGCAGAAGAGCAGCAGCUCCAGCGCCAGCGCCUGCAGGCCCAGUACCGGGGCGACCUGGCCGUGGCCCGGUCCGCCGGCCCCCGGCUGUCCCCCCGCCGCCGGCCCAGGUCGGUGCUGGUGCCGGGCAUGAUCCCCAAGGCCCCCGCCCCGCUCCCGGCCGCGGCGGGCAGCCCGUCCGAGGCCUUCCCGCCCAGCCCCGUCAUGUACGUCUCGCCCCAGGCCACCUACCUGUCCAAGAUCAUCCCCAACGCCGUGCUGCCCGCCGACGUGGACGUGAUCGAGAUCAGCAGGAAGGGGAGGAGCCGGGGCAGCGUCCGCACGCUCAGUCGGAGCAGCCUGACGGCACCGAGCCCCGCCCUCUCCCGUGCCUCCUCCGAUUCCGACUCCUCCCACACCGUGGUGUCCGACUCCUCCACUAUAUCAUCCGGGGGCGGGCGGGGGCGAGGCCGGAAGGCCACUCAGGAGGCGGGGCGGGGUGGGGGCAUGCCCAGCCCCACCAGUCCCACCAGCCUCAUGAGCCCAGACCAGCUCAGCCUGCACAGCUCCAUCAGCUGCAGCAGCAACAUCACGUCCGUCAGCCAGCAGGGCUGGGACGACCAGGGCCCGUUCGGCCGGAGCCUCUCGGUGAAGAAGGCCAAGAAGAACCCGCCCGCCCCGCCUCGCCGAACCAACUCCCUGCACCCGAGCAAGCUCAGGCGCCGCUCUCGAGACGCUCAACUGGACGGGCCCGCCCAGUCCUCCAGCCCCGCCUACUCCGCCGAUCAGUCCCAGAUCUCCUCUUCCUCCUCCUCCUCCUCCUCUUCUGCAGUGGCCGGCCUGCCCGCCCCUGUCCAGAGUAACGGGAUCGACAUGACCCUGUCGCCCUCCAGCGGCUACGGCAGCCAGAACCCCACGCCCGCUGUGUCCCCCUACUCCAUAUACCCGCAGGCCGUCCAGCAGAGAGCCCCGCUCACCCGGCCCAAGACCUCCGCCCCCCUCGUCAUCACGUCCGCCAUCCUGGCCUUCGGGGCCCCCCCGGAGGUUCCGCCGCACCCCAGAGUGAAGGCGCCGACGCCCCCGCCCCCCGAGACCUGGAUCCACGACCAGCGGAGUUUCGACCUGCUGAUUGGGCCCUCGGCCGUCCAGAGGAACCUGUUUGUGGCCCUGCAGAAGGUCCGGCUGGACAGACAGCGGCACCCCCCAGUUGCCGGAGGGGCGCAGAAGAAGGAGCCGCCGCCGGUGAUGAAGAAGAGCGGCUUCAUCAAAACGGAGGUGCUGAGACACGCCGGCCCGCCGCCCCCCUCCUCGGCCUCGGGGCCUCAGCACCCCUCCGAAUCGGAUUCUGCCUGGCCCCUCCCCCCACCGCCCCCUGUGGAGCUGCUGCCUGGGUCGGUGUUUGACGGACAGGACGAGACCGACCUCCUCCCGCCCCCCCCUCUGCAGGAUGGAGCGGGGAGCCCCCCCGUCCCGCCCGGUGUUUGCCCCGCGCCCCCCGUGGCAACGACGCUGCUGAUAAUGGCGACCCCCACCCCGGUUACCAUGGAAACCGUGCCUCCGGCUGUCCACGCGCACCAGCAGACCCAGGAUGUCCCAGCACCUGCUGCCAUAGUGACUGCUCCCAUGACGACUGUGCCCAGUGACACCACAAAGCCUGGUUCACCAGCGCCUCAGUCCAGUAGAACAAAUAACUCCCAAGAACUUCCACCAUUAGUCAAAGAAGUCCCACCCCUUGCACAGGAAACUCUAUAUUUACUACAGGGAAUCCCUCCCCCUCCAAAGAAACCCCCACCCCCUCCUCCAGAAGCUCCGCCUGCAUUACAGCAUGCCCCACCCCCUACACAAGAAGCCACGCCCCCUCCAACGGAAGCCCAAUUUCUGCAACUGGAAAUACCUCCCCCUCCGAAAGAAGCCCCACCCCCUCCACCAGAAGCAACAAUUGUACCACAGGAAGUCCCUGCCCCUACACCAGAAGCCCCGUCCCCUCCAAAAGAAGCUCCACCUGUACUACUCAAAGUCCUGCCCCCUUCACAGGAAGUCCCACCUGUACUACAAGAAGCCCCACCCCCUCCAACAGAAGCCCCAUUUGUGCUACAGGAAAUCCCGCCCCCUCCAAAAGAAGCCCCGCCCGCUCCACCAGAAGUCCUACCGGCACCACAGGAAGUCCCACCUGCACCACAGGACGUCCCACCGGCACCACAGGAAGUCCCACCUGCACCACAGGAAGUCCCACCUGCACCACUGGAAGUCCCACCUGCACCACUGGAAGUCCCACCUGCACCACAGGAAGUCCCACCUGCACCACAGGAAGUCCCACCUGCACCACAGGAAGUCCCACCUGCACCACAGGAAGUCCCACCUGCCCCACUGGAAGUCCCACCUGCCCCACUGGAAGUCCCACCUGCCCCACUGGAAGUCCCACCUGCACCACAGGAGGUCCCACCUGCACCACAGGAAGUCCCGCCUGCCCCACUGGAAGUCCCACCUGCCCCACUGGAAGUCCCACCUGCCCCACUGGAAGCUCCACCUGCACCACAGGAGGUCCCACCUGUAGCACAGGAAGUCCUGUCACCCCCACAGGAAGCUCCACCUGCACCUCAGGAGGUCCCACCUGUAGCACAGGAAGUCCUGUCACCCCCACAGGAAGCUCCACCUGUACUACAGGAAGUCAAGGCCCCUCCACAGGAAGCUUCAUCCAUACCUGAGGAAGUCCUGCCCCCUCCACAGGAAGUCAAGGUCCCUCCACAGGAAGUCCUGCCCCCUCCACAGGAAGUUGCACCUGUUCCACCGGAAGUCCUGCCACCUCCACAGGAAGUCACACCUGUACCACAGGAAGUCCUGCCUUCUGCACAGGAAGUGCCACCUGCUCCACAGGAAGUCCAAACUUCUGUCCUCGCUGUGCCCACUGUGGCCCCGCCCCCUCCCCCUGUGGAGGAGCAGACCCCGCCCACCUGUCCAGCAGAUUCUGGCCCAGCCAAUCAGGAGGCUCCGAGCGUAGCGCCACAGCCAAAGAGCAGUCCCACACCGAAGCGGGACCCCUGCGUUCCCAUGACGACAUCGGCCCUGCUGCAGCUGGUCCGCAUGCGAGCCAGCGAGCCCAGGGACACUGGGGAGCAACCGGGCCAGAACCAGAACCAGAACCAGGCUGACGGACAGGGCGCCGUUCCGAGGCCCGAAACCCUGCCUCUAACAGCUCCGCCCCCCGCCGUGAAGUACCCACCUCCCUCCACUGGCCCCGCCCCCUCCAUGAGGCUCCAGGAGGCCAUCCGCAUGAAGACAGCCGCCAUGUCCCGAGUGGGCUCCCGAUCCCCCCGCUCCCCCCGCUCCCCCUCCCCCUCCCCCUCCUCGCCCUCCCCCUCCUCGCCCUCCCCGUCCUCACCCUCCACCGCCUGCACCGCCAGCUUCAUCUUCGCCAAGAGCAGCCGAAAGGUCGUCAUCGAGACGCCCUCGUCCCCCAAGGCGCGGGCGGGGCUGAAGGCCAACCUCGCGGCCGAGCUGGCGCGCGUCUCCGCUCCCGCCAAAACCGCCAAGGUCCCGCCCCCCGUGGCCAAGAAGCCUGGCCAGAGCGCGGCCGCCGGCCGGGAGCCGCCCGUCGCCCCGGCGACGGAAGCGCAGCAGAGACGGGACGGUGUAACGCCCGCGGUGGCCGACGACGGCGGCGGGAACACACCCCGGGCCACGGAGACGCCGACGGAGCCGGAGCAGACGAGGGAGAACGGCGAAUCGCCCGACGCCAGUCCAGGUGGCGCCCAGUCUCCAAAUACAGAUCAAGUGUCCCUAUCUCCACCCCCUUGAUCAGUGGACUGACCAAUCAGAGCUGUGGGACUUGGCCUCUCAUUGGCCAAUCGAGAGGAAGAUUAAUUGAGUGGAAUUGUCGAGAGGGAGAAGAAGAAAGUGAGAGAAAGUGAGAGAAUGUGAGAUGGAUGGAGAGAGAGAGAGGGAGAAGAAGAAGAGAAAGAUUCCCCAAAGAAAAAUAAGUGGAACCACUGGAAGAUAGAAAGCAAGAAGUCUUAAGAAGACUCAGUAGCCUUAUAACGGCCUUUGUGUUUAUGCAAGAAAGGUGUUGGUCUUUAAUUUCUCUUAAAGUUACAGCUUCUUUGAGUAUUUUUCUCAAUUUCAGAAAGACUUUACUCUGGCUGCUGCUGAAAGCCAUAGCCUCUUGCACAGGGAGGACCAAACGUUUUGUCUCUGAGGAGUUUUGCCGAAUUCACAGGCAGUGGGCACAAGGUUUCUCUCUAGUGGUCAAAGAGGGAGAUGACCACCAAAACUAGGUUCAGGUGUGCCUGCCGCUUUGUGUAUAAAAACUGGAGACUUAAAAUGUGCACUAUUCUUUCAUCUAGUUGUUCUGUUCAUUUUGAAAUCAUCACUGUCAUCACAAAUGAAACUCAUUUCCCCCCAAAUGUCACGUAAACCAUCCACUCCAUGUGGAAACAAUUUUUUUUUUGUUGUAUUUUCUUUAUUAUUUUACGUUAGUGGUCUGUUUUUGUGUCGGUAGGAGUAGCCUACUUCUGCUGGGGAAUCUGCCAUUCACUACAAUGAAAUGAGUAUAUUUAGAGAGCUAAGCUAACAAAAGCACUUUGUGAGGUAAAAUAAACCGCGCCUUGUCUUUUAAUUGUUGUUUUUCUAUAAUUCUUUAAGGAAAUGUAAUGGGGCGGUCAUUUUGAGACUUGUAUUAUAUUUUAUAUAUAUGUGGACUGGAGCUGCUGGUCAUCUAAAGCGCUGUGGUAUGGGGGCUGCAUGGCUUUAAAACUCUGUUCUUGUUGAGAUAUCGUGCAGU
This is a messenger RNA of Conger conger (European conger), 5961 nucleotides long. RefSeq lists its product as uncharacterized. Bases 312 to 4979 code for a protein of 1555 amino acids. The transcript has 8 exons. Lineage: Eukaryota; Metazoa; Chordata; Actinopteri; Anguilliformes; Congridae. Gene Ontology annotation, biological process: cell differentiation. The record is from RefSeq and is a predicted model, not a curated record.